Molecule: messenger RNA, 1998 nt
Organism: Guillardia theta CCMP2712
Lineage: Eukaryota; Cryptophyceae; Pyrenomonadales; Geminigeraceae
Exons: 9
Coding region: 1-1998 (665 amino acids)
Source: RefSeq, a predicted model, not a curated record
AUGCUGUGCAGAACAAUGACGAAUGAUCGUCUUACCGUGCACAUCAAUGAGGCAAAGGGACUCACUUGCGGCUCUCACGGUUCAAACCCAGACUGUGUGCUAAGUCUGCAACUCCUCUCGAAGAACCCCAUGCCUGGCCUCAACGUCACCUACGAGACGACCCUCACGCCCAACAGCAGCAACACUGUCGACCCCAAGUUCAACGAGAUGUGCUGUCUUGACGUGGCCAAUGCUGCUGACUCGCAGCUACAAGUGGUGCUGUGGGACAAGGCAGCCCCUGCCGAUGCCGCAAAGGAGCAGACGUUUCUCGGAGAGGUCCUGCUCAAUGUCGGAAAGCUUGAGCCGUAUGCCGGGAGGGACAUCGAGCAGAUUUUCGACGUGAGGAAAUCAAACUGGGUGGGACCAAACAAGGCGAUCUCCGGCAAGCUCUUCCUCAAGUUGAAGUACGACAAGGGAAAUGGGUUGAGAGGCAUGACCUUUACUGUCGACAAGGGUGACAACAGUCAGAACGUCGCAAACGAUCUGGCAAGCUACGGGGAGCAGUUCAAGAACGAGCUUUGCUCCAUCUUCCAGUUGAGCGGAGAUCAGAUUGAGAUGAUCGAUGUCAAGACCUCUCCUACACCAGGAGUCUUCCAAGUCUGCCUCAACGUCCUUCCGAGCCCUGAGGGAAGUCAGCGCACCUCUCUGCUCAUAACCGAUGAAAUCCUCAACGCCUCCAAAGACAAGUCGAGUCCUCUCGCCUCCAGCUCCGUCAUGGCCUCCCUCAAGUCCGUCGCAGCCCACGUGCCGUUCACUGCCAAGACCAAGACCAUGACCGAAGACUCUCCGCUUGUCAACGACAGCGUCAGCGUCCAGACAUGGCGACCAGGUGAGGGGAUCUGCGGUGCUUGCAAGCAGCCUUUUGCAAGGCACGGGCGUGUCGAUGGGAGGCUGGUGUGCCCGACCGUGACGUCGGAGUUGAAGCCCAGCUCCGAGGCGAUCAAGCCCGCUCCCCAGACUGCAGCCUCCCCAAGCUCCAACGCUCCUCUCGCUCAAGGGUUCCAGGUCCCCGACAGCUUCGCUCACCUCCGCAAGGACAUGGAGGUGCUGCAGGCAAACACGCGGACCUUCUCGUCUGAGUCGAUCAGUGCCGCCAACUUCAUCAAGGACAGAUCGGCAGACCUCGACAAGAUCGUUUACUCGCAGAACCAGGCAGCUAGCAAGGACAUAAAUCAAACGUACCUUGAUGCCAUGCAGGCCUUCGAAAGCUUGAUGGAGCAGGACAGGAAAUUUACCACGAGCAUAAGAUCCUUCGAGCAGAGUCUUGCAGCCACUAAGAAGACAGAAGUUCCUCCUCCCAGAGUCAACCUCUCUGCUCCAGCUCCAGCUCCAGCUCCAGCUCCAGCUCCAGCUCCAAUGCCGGUUUCAGCACCAGUUCUAGCUUCUGGCUCCUUCUUUCCUUUCCAGCAAGAUAACGCUUCCUACAUGGCGAAUUUCGUUCAGAUCCCCAGCUACGGGGGCUACCCUGUGAACCAAGCGGACUACGCUGCUCCUGUGAACCAGUUGAUGUACGCUGCUCCCAUGGACCAAGCGGUCUACGCUGCUCCUGUGAACCAGUUGAUGUACGCUGCUCCUGUGGACCAAGCGGUCUUCGCGGCUCCUGUACCCAACGGCGUCGAACUUCAUGUGAAGCUGAGGCUGGACGCGAGGAAGGAGACGAACAUGGCAGAGUUCAUCGGUCUCCUCCUUCAGGACCUCAGCUCCUCUUCCCGCGUCCCCCCGACGGCCUUCCAAGUGCUCGGAAUCCUGGACUCGCAGUUGUCGCCGAUCAUGGAGCAAGUGGUCGUGGGCAGGGAGAGCGUCUACGUGAUCCUCUACCUCGCUAACGACGGCUUCUGCGUGCCAGAGCAUGUGUGUAUGGACCUGAAGCAGCAGAUGAUCGACCCGGAAAGCCGCCUCCUGAACGGGCAUGUGACUAGCCAGUUGCUGUCCAUCACGAGCCCGUCAGUGAGAGGUUGA